Messenger RNA from Apis mellifera (honey bee), 703 nucleotides. It is a transcript of the gene Obp16, whose product is annotated as odorant binding protein 16. Gene Ontology annotation, biological process: sensory perception of smell. Gene Ontology annotation, molecular function: odorant binding. NCBI's taxonomy places the organism in Eukaryota, Metazoa, Arthropoda, Insecta, Hymenoptera, Apidae. The record is from RefSeq and is marked provisional.
GCAUAUUCGAUAUUUGUUCAGUUCUCGUUGAACGUUUCAAGAAUAGUCAAGUAUUUUUAUUUAUUUGAAAUCGAUAUAUUUAAAAGAAAAAUGAAAACGUUCGUGAUUAUUUUUGCUAUUUUCAUUUGCGUUGGUGCAAUGACACAUGAGGAAUUAAAAACCGGAAUACAGACUUUACAGCCAAUUUGCGUAGGCGAAACUGGCACUAGUCAAAAAAUAAUAGAUGAAGUUUAUAAUGGCAACGUCAAUGUAGAAGACGAAAAUGUUCAAUCAUACGUUGAAUGUAUGAUGAAAAAAUUUAAUGUUGUUGACGAGAAUGGAAAUUUCAAUGAAAAAAAUACCAGAGAUAUUGUGCAAGCAGUUUUAGACGAUAAUGAAACUGAUCAACUAAUUGUCGAAUGUUCACCUAUCUCUGAUGCCAAUGUACACAUAAAAAUUUCUAAGAUAUUUCAGUGUUUUAUGAAAUAUAAAACAAUAACUGAUAUAUUAAAUUCCUAAAUGUUCAAUUAUCAAGAACAAGAGAUUUGUUCACCAUGUAGUAUACUUACUUUCUAUUUUAAUUGAUUAUUCUAUUUAUUUUAAUUAAUUAAAAUAUAUUUGAAAACUUUUAUUAAUAAAUCAAUAUUAUAUAUUAUUAUAAAUUAAUUAUUAAUAAUGAUUAAUAAAUUAAUGCAUGAUUAUUUAACAUGUUUAAGUUUUCAAU